Molecule: messenger RNA, 4107 nt
Organism: Nomia melanderi (Alkali bee)
Lineage: Eukaryota; Metazoa; Arthropoda; Insecta; Hymenoptera; Halictidae
Gene: Sam-S
Product: S-adenosylmethionine Synthetase
Biological process (GO): S-adenosylmethionine biosynthetic process
Molecular function (GO): methionine adenosyltransferase activity; ATP binding
Source: RefSeq, a predicted model, not a curated record
UCUGCUUCUUCGAGAGAAACAUACAACGCGUGUUUACUGUAACUUUAUAAUAGUUCAAGACAACUCUAACGCGGAGCUCAAAGUUCAAUGCAACAAGUGUUUGUUAUAGUCUUCGAAAGUUUUAUUUUUUCCUCAUUUAGUUCGCGAAUGGAUCAAAUCUUGACGGUUGCUCGAAAAACGGAAACUAUUUAAAAACGAAGGUGAUCGUUAACUACUCACUCCACUAAAGAUAAAGGUGCGCCACGUGUAGCUAGUCAACGGUUUAAAAAUCCGCCUCCAGUCUACUCGAAUUCCGCGCCGCAGUUGAUUUCUCGGGUGACAAUAGGUCACGUGACGCGAUCUCUCCCGAGUAGCCGUUCGUGUCGACCGAGGUUAUAAAUAUCUGCAGGCAGGAAGCGGGGACUCUCUUUUACUUUCAACACUGUACCAUAGUGCGUUCGCUCUGCGGUCACUGCUAUUACGUUCCGUGCUGUGCUGGUGUAGGGGUUUGCUCACGCAAGACCAAAGCAGGGUGUACAAACCAAGCAAUCCACUUCAGCCAAUUCAAUCAAACAAGUCGAAUUAAUAAUCAAAGUCACAGCACGUGACUGUAGUCCAGCUGAACGAGAAGGCCCCAGCUAUCAGAAAGAAAAUGCCGGAGACCGCUCACCACAUGAACGGAUACGCAAAUGGGCAUACACCGCCAGAGCUACAGCAGGACACCAGUUUUCUCUUCACCUCGGAGUCCGUCGGCGAGGGCCAUCCAGACAAAAUGUGUGACCAAAUAAGUGAUGCCAUUCUAGAUGCACAUUUAAAACAAGAUCCUGAUGCAAAAGUUGCAUGUGAAACUGUUACAAAGACUGGAAUGAUACUGUUAUGCGGUGAAAUUACAUCGAAAGCAGUGGUAGAUUAUCAAAAAAUUGUUCGAGACACAGUGAAACACAUCGGCUAUGACGACUCAUCCAAAGGAUUCGAUUGGCGUACGUUGAACCUUUUGGUGGCGAUCGAACAACAAUCUCCAAAUAUCGCUGAUGGUGUUCAUGUGGACAGGGAAGAGAAGGACGUGGGUGCAGGUGAUCAGGGUCUCAUGUUUGGAUAUGCAACAGAUGAAACCGACGAGUGUAUGCCAUUGACGGUUGUUUUGGCACAUAAGUUAAAUCAAAAGAUCGCAGAGUUAAGACGAAGUGGUGAAUUAUGGUGGGCAAGGCCAGAUUCAAAAACACAGGUUACCUGCGAAUAUGUUAUGGAUCAUGGUGCUUGUGUACCCAUGAGAGUUCACACAGUAGUUGUAUCAUUACAACAUAGUGAAAAAAUUGGAUUGGACGAGUUGCGUAAAGCAAUUAUGGAGAAAGUUAUUAAAGAUGUAAUUCCAGCCAGGUACCUCGAUGAAAGAACAGUCUUCCAUGUUAAUCCUUGUGGAUUGUUCAUUAUUGGUGGGCCACAGAGUGAUGCUGGUCUAACUGGUCGAAAAAUAAUAGUAGACACUUAUGGUGGUUGGGGAGCUCAUGGCGGUGGUGCAUUUUCUGGUAAAGACUUCACAAAAGUUGAUAGAUCAGCUGCUUACGCGGCACGGUGGGUGGCGAAGUCUUUGGUGAAAGCUGGUUUAUGCAGACGCUGUCUUGUACAGGUUUCGUACGCCAUUGGAGUGGCAGAACCUCUUUCAAUCACAGUUUUCGACUAUGGUACAUCUAAACUGUCUCAAAAUGAACUUUUAGAUAUAGUUAAUAAAAACUUCGAUUUACGGCCCGGUAAAAUUGUUAAAGAAUUGAACCUGCGUAAUCCGAUCUAUCAACAAACCAGCACGUACGGGCAUUUUGGCCGAGAGGGUUUUACUUGGGAGCAGCCAAAGACACUAAUUCUCGAUUGAUGAGAGCAUAGAUUUUAAAUGACUCUAGCGUUCUUUAAAGAACGUGUAAUUUGCUCUCAAUUAAUCGUGUAUAUCUCGUAAAUCAUUCUCCGAGAUUUUCUGACCUCCACGCUACAUUCGCAAAGUCCAUCAAUUCCUUUUGCCAACCUAGCAAACUAGCAGGAAGAAUGACGUGUACUAGUUUCUCCGCACCACGACGUACUUGGUAUUAUGUGGUAUAGUACAAAUUCCGUUGACCCAGCAUGCCAGCCGAGGACAGUUAUUUUUCCUUUACCACAAAAAAAUUAAUUACCAACCGUUAAGGUAUUAAAUCUAUAUCGACAAAGGGAAAGGUGAACUAAAACCUGAGUCUGUUGGCUCGACAUGGCUGCAAGUGGUGUGUGUUGAAAAGAAAUCUACAACAAGAACAAUAAAAAGAACGAAAGACGUUGAAGCAUUUGCAAAAUGUAUAAAUUGGUACCAUCUUGAGAUGAAACGAUUUUCUCUCAGAUUUUUAGCGGUAUUAGUACUUUGCGAACGUACGUGAAAGUCCAACUUGUCUUUAGUUUGUUAUGUUUACCUUUACUAGCAUUUUAAAUGAAUAAUUUUGGGCUUUCAUGUACGUUUCUCUUUAACUAGAACUAUUAAUCGUUCGAGUGCAAACAUAAACUGGUAAUAUACAUUCAUUUUAGCAAAGUGGGAAAAAUUGACCAAUUACAAACAGACUUUCUUUUCAUAUCGUUUGAAAAUCCUCUGUGACACGAAACAAUAUAUAUAUAUAUAUCAAUCAAGAGUUAUUAAUAUGGCGUUUACUGAAACCUGUUAAGUAAACUUUCUUGGUUAUGUUUGAAUUUAAGUAAGCGUGAUAUUAUCAACUCUUAUAUAUUUAUAUAUGAAUAUACAAUGAUUCUAAAUGAUUUACCUUGUCGGUAGCGUUUACGUCACUGGUAAUAGUUCCUAGGAUAAUGACACUAUUGACAACGUAAAUUAUUGAGAGUUAUUGUACACACGUGAAUUUCCCUCUUUGCUCCUUUAUGAAUAGUUAAUUAUAAUAGAUAUUAUCGAUCUUACAAUGUAUAGUAAAUAAUGUAACAUGGAAGAUAACAGGAUCUUUGUUCAUAAAAGGUUUAAAAAGAUCGUGUGGCGGAGCUCGAAAACUGAAAUGUGACUUUUUCAAUGUGUAGUGUGACGAAUCCGUGAACAUCAAGUUUUAAACGUGUACAUGAAAAUUAGUGAUUUUCCGUUCGUUAGAUUAAUGCAACAAUCUAUCGUAAUAAUGGUAUUGGCUAUGUAAAGAUGCACAAGAUCAUCGUAUGCAAGUCAUAAUAAAGAGGAUUUUUUAAUAAAAUACUAAAUUGUCCAUCCUACUCAUUUUUAUUCCAAAGUGUUUAUCGAUUGCCCUUAAAGUUCCUUAUAAUAUGUCAUGAUUUUUGUAUAAAUAAAAAUUUUUAUUUCAUUAAAGAUUCUGAAAUAAACAAGAGCUCUGUUGCACAAUAAAUUAUAACUGCAAUGAUGUUAAUGAAUAAUUUUUAUACACAUUUUCAGAACAAAUUGUGCUUUUCCUAGAUAAAUGUGUGUAACUUUUUACUACAUAAACAGAAUUUUUGUCUUUGUACGAGUAGCAGGUCUGGGCAUUCUUUAAAUAAAAUAAUUUCAUUUCGUAUUGAUGCGAUUGAGCAACGCUAUCUUAAUGAAAUAUAUCCAUUAAACAAUUAUACUGUAAUUAACAUCCAAUAAAAUAAUUUAGUAACAAUCAUUUAAAAUAUUUUUGCUAUGUAACCACUGCCUUUUGUGAAACAUUUCAUUUGUAUAGUUAUUUUCUUUCAAUCUUGUUCUUUAAAAAAAAAGUGUUUUUACUAAGUUUUUUAAAAUGUUAUUUGCUAUUUCAAAUAAUUUAUGUCCAGCUCUGAUGUAUAGGGUACAUUUUACAUAUUUUGUGUGCUGUAGUAUAAUAUACAAUGUUCAAUAUUUAGUAAAUUGAAUUGGUAGGAUAUGUAUGAUACAUGUAAAGUAUUUGAAAUUUUAAGAAAAUACUAAUUGUAGUUUAUGUAAAUCCUUUAUAAGUUAUUCAGUAUUGGCUACUAAAAUUACAUAAUACACUGCCUAAAAAGCAGAAGAAAUUAAUAAACUCUAAACUAACAAUAUACAAAAUAUCAGGUUCUAAACGAAGUCUUUGCGUUUGCAAUUCUGAAAAAAUCCACUUGGCUAUGGUCGGAAAUUUACUUAUAUUAUUUGUUUUUUUAUAUUAUAUGUUGUAAACCUGUAAUUCUGCAGAAAUUCCG